Messenger RNA from Gaeumannomyces tritici R3-111a-1, 948 nucleotides. RefSeq names its product serine/threonine protein kinase. The coding region runs from base 1 to 948 and encodes 315 amino acids. Gene Ontology annotation, biological process: protein phosphorylation. The transcript has 4 exons. The record is from RefSeq and is a predicted model, not a curated record. Lineage: Eukaryota; Fungi; Ascomycota; Sordariomycetes; Magnaporthales; Magnaporthaceae. Gene Ontology annotation, molecular function: protein kinase activity; ATP binding.
AUGUCAAGGGAGACGUGCUUCAGCGCUACCAAGACAAAUCCCGUCGUCAAGGCCGAGUCUGGGGGCCAGAGCUUUGUGCUCAAGUGCCCGUUAUCUUACAUUUACGACAAGUGCCGAGAUUUUGCAGCCGAAUUUGCAGGCUCCCGCCGGCUCCGGCUGCACGUAGACCGCGACCUAGAUGAGCAAGUCCUGGUCUACCCCUUCUUCAAGACCACUCUCUUCGACUUGAUCGCGGAGGAUCCCGAACUCCCCAUAUUCGAGCGAGUCAAGAUCAUGACGACCGUCGCCGAGGCGAUCCAGGAGGUGCACAAGAAGAACUGGGCACACCUCGACAUCAGCCCCAACAACGUCCUCGUCGACUGGACCUGCAACGGGCACGGCGACAAGACGGUCACCAACGUAGCCGUGGGCGGCCUCAGCAGCGCCAUGAGCGCCAUGACGCUGGAAACGGACGGUAUGCGGUGCGACGAUACAGGGUCGCGCGAGUGGCGAAGCCCUGAAGUCUACUCCGGAAGGGGCAUGUCAAUGGCAUCUGACAUCUACUCAUUCGGUCUCGUAAUGCUCUACACCCUCGGCGCCGGUAGCAUGCUCCGUUACGCCGAGGGGCUGGCGGCGAAAGGGGGCGGGGUGACGCUAUGCCACGUGGAAGAGCUCAUGGCCCGGCACUUCGCCUUUUUUGGUCCGGCCACCGAGGGGCUGUUUAAGGUGAUCAGGGGCGAAGAAUAUUGCCGGAAAGCGAAUAUUCUGUCGUAUCAUUCCCAGCUGGUGCUGAAGUCGAGACCCGACCUGAGUUUCCAGUCCUGGGGCCAGGGGCUCGGUCCAGAGGUACACGCACGGAUUUCUUGGAUGCUAAAGAUGGACCCAGCGGCCAGGCCGACAAUCGAUCAAGUCCUGGCAUUUCUAAGGUCAGGUGGGGUGAGGAGCAGUUACAGGCAGGUAUUGGUCUGA